AUGGACUGCAAGAUCAACGUACACUACACUUGCUUGGAUGGCGACGUGCCUCCUAUGCCAUCCGACGCCGCCAUUAUCAAAGCUUGCAACAAUGCGCCAAAGACGCUGGAUACCAUGACUACGAGCAUAGUGUUUUCGUCGGCAGAGCUUGUCAUCAAGCACCUCAACGUCACAUUCGAGGAAUGUCGCAAUCAGAUAAGAGCGCACGAAUUGCUGGAUGCAUCCAUCGUCGUGGUCCCCAAGGUAUAUCGUUGCUUUUCGCGUGUGGACGAUGGCAAGAUGUAUCUUAUUAUGCAGAGGAUCCGUGGCGAGGUCAGAGAUAGGAUUGAAGACUGCGCGAGUGUGAGGCGAGUGGCGGAUAUCGUGCGCCACCUUCAAACCCACAAAAGCAGUAUACCUGGUCCAUUGGAGGGUGGCAUUUCGAGAGGUCUGUUUUGGGAAAACGAACAUGUGGAUCUGAGAGGGGAGGUUGGGAGACUGGCGGAGUAUAUACGUCGCAGACUGGUGGGUGGGCAGCAAGGGUGGGGCGUGGGAUUGGGCGAGUUUGUGCUGAAUCACAACGACAUUGCGCCGAGAAACCUGAUCUGGAUGACCGAUGGAAGGAUUUGUCUGAUCGACUGGGCACAUGCUGGAUUCUAUCCUAAGCUCUUGGAACUGGUCGUCUUGGAGUUCAACACACAGGAGGGCAACGAUCUGGGCUUCACUCUAGCGCUAUCCGGAGAACUUGGUCCUUUGAGUAACGAGGAAGAGAGAGAGGUGCGGUCGUUGAACAUGGCUUGGUUCAACAGUCACAGGUACAGAAUGUAA
Aureobasidium uvarum is the source of this 807-nucleotide messenger RNA. Lineage: Eukaryota; Fungi; Ascomycota; Dothideomycetes; Dothideales; Saccotheciaceae. The record is from the annotation of a GenBank genome assembly.